CGCCGGUGAAAUAAAUCGCGAAGCAUACCGCUCGAUCGUGCAAGCAACGAUACAUCCGGCAUUACAUUCAAUCACAACAAUGGACUCGGACCGUUGGCUGACACUCGAGAAACGUGAUGUAACGUUACGCGUGUAACGUUCGGGCCUAUUGACACCGGCAUUGGAACGCUAUGGUGUGUCUGUAAUCCAAUCGUCAUGAAUGUGCUCGAACAACCGCUAUCGAGAAACGUUUGACAGCUGUUUAAGGUUCAGCGUGAUGUGCACUGGAUUAUUUUUUCCGAGCGUGAGAAACGUAGUUCUCCACGAUAUCGCAAGGCACGACGAGUGAUUGGCAAUGAAACUACUACGUGGUUUUGACGCACUGCAACGCGAAUGUGCCGCGGCAUAAUCGUACACCCUGAAUGUUUUCCUUGAUUAUUUUUACGUGCGAGGCUACGAAACAGUUCGCGAUAUAAUGGCAGCUCAUAAGACAGGCGGGCAGAGCGCCCGAAAGAAAGUUCAGGUGUCCAUGGUUAUUAGAGACGAAGUGGAAAAAAGACACAGAGCAGGAGUUAAUUCUUUACAGUAUGAUCCAGCUUUGCAUAGGCUUUAUUCCGCAGGUAGAGAUAGUAUUAUAAGGAUAUGGAAUUGCAAAAAUAUGAAGGAACCAUAUAUUCAAUCGAUGGAACAUCACACAGAUUGGGUCAAUGAUAUAGUAUUAUGUUGUGGUGGCAAAAAUUUAAUAUCAGCCAGUUCUGAUACAACGGUAAAAGUCUGGAAUGCGCAUAAAGGUUUCUGCAUGUCCACAUUACGGACACACAAAGAUUAUGUAAAAGCUCUAGCGUAUGCUAAAGAUAGGGAGCAAGUUGCAAGCGCAGGUUUAGAUAAAUUGAUCUUCCUGUGGGAUGUUAAUACAUUGACUGCUCUUACAGCGAGCAAUAACACUGUAACAACAUCAUCCCUUAGUGGAAAUAAAGACUCGAUAUAUAGCCUUGCCAUGGAUCAGACUGGGACAAUUAUAGUAAGUGGUAGCACGGAAAAAGUUUUAAGAGUGUGGGAUCCAAGAUAUUGUUCGAAAUUGAUGAAACUUCGUGGUCAUAUGGAUAAUAUUAAAGCGUUAGUAUUGAAUAGAGAUGGUACUCAAUGUUUGUCUGCUAGUUCCGAUGGAACAAUUAAACUUUGGUCAUUGGGACAACAAAGGUGUAUUCAAACUUUUAGAGUACAUAAAGAAGGUGUCUGGGCGUUAUUGGCGACUGACACUUUUAGCCAUGUGAUAUCGGGAGGUAGAGAUAAGAGAGUUGUAAUGACUGAAUUAAGUUACCCUGAAAGAUAUACCGUUAUAUGCGAAGAAAAGGCACCCGUGUUAAAAAUGGCUAUGACACCCGAUCAGUCUAGUAUUUGGGUGGCAACUAGUGAAUCUACUAUAAAUAAUUGGUCGAUAAGUCAAAAGGAUUGGCAAGACUUUGGAAUCGGAGACUACUGUGACUCUGCCAGCGGAGUAACUUCAAAUGUUUUACGAAAUACAGAACCUGCGCAAAAGAUUUUGGGUGGUCCUGCAAUACGGCAUUACCGCGUGUUAAAUGAUCGAAGACACGUUUUAACAAAAGAUACAGAAGAGAACGUAGCAUUGUACGAUGUAUUAAAGGCAUGUAAAGUGGAAGAUUUAGGAAGGGUAGACUUUGAACAGGAAAUAAAGAAGAGAAAUAAAAUGGUGUAUGUUCCAAAUUGGUUCAACGUAGAUCUUAAAACAGGGAUGUUGACCAUUCAUUUAGGCCAAGAUGAGAGUGACUGCUUUUCCGCGUGGGUCUCUGCAAAAGAAACUGGUCUUGCCGAAAAUGAUGCGGUUGAUCCAAAAGUGAAUUAUGGAAAUCUCUUGCUACAAGCGUUGCUUGAACAUUGGUGGAGACCGCUGCACGCUGAUGAUGAAAACGAAGGUAUUAGUAACGAUAGCAAUGGUCCUAUACAUACAAAAGGAGGAAAUCCAUACUUCUCAGUACCUAGUCAUACGCCUGUUAUAUUUAGCGAAGUGGGUGGAAGGACUUUGUACAGAUUAUUAGUCAGAGAUGCCGCAGGAGAAACAGAAGGAGCUUUAUUAAACGAAACUGUACCAGCAUGGGUUGUUAACAUUGUUGUGGACAAAAAUCUUCCACAAUUUACUAAAACACCAUUUUAUCUUCUUCCACAUGCCACGUCUGGUGUAAAAAGUCUAAAGAAGGAUCGUCUAAUCGCAAAUGAUUUUAUACAAAUUCGUAAAGUGGCAGAACACGUUUGUGAUAAAGUGCUUGGUGCAGGAAGUGACUCAGGUUCGGUAGCAGGUGCUGGAAACACGGUAGCGGGUACUGGGAACACGGUUUCCGGUGUUUCCCCGGCAGGAGAUAGGACAAAUACAGAUUCGAACGCUGAUAACUCUUCGCUGGCCGAAGAAAAAGUGGAACUUUUAUGCAAUGAUCAAGUUCUAGAUCCUUCCAUGGAUUUAAGAACAGUGAAACAUUUCAUCUGGAAAAAUGCAGCAGACUUGACGCUGCAUUAUCGGCCUGUAAAAUAGUUAGGGCUGAGUACAUCAGAACAAGGAUCUCUGACAUGUGCUUGGUUUUUUACUAUGGUAAGAGUAACGGAAGACAUGUGGACUAGUUGCAGAGUGUGGCAACUUACGCUACCUCCUCUUCGCGAAAUGUUGAAUCGAUUUUCGAUGGACGUUUCGUUAGACGUUGCAACGGAAGACGAGUAGAGAAGCCAGGUUA
Messenger RNA from Colletes gigas, 2720 nucleotides. Its product is annotated as WD repeat-containing protein 48. Gene Ontology annotation, biological process: protein deubiquitination; double-strand break repair via homologous recombination. The record is from RefSeq and is a predicted model, not a curated record. Gene Ontology annotation, molecular function: ubiquitin binding. Lineage: Eukaryota; Metazoa; Arthropoda; Insecta; Hymenoptera; Colletidae. The transcript has 12 exons. The coding region runs from base 455 to 2524 and encodes 689 amino acids.